Molecule: messenger RNA, 1296 nt
Organism: Sinocyclocheilus grahami
Lineage: Eukaryota; Metazoa; Chordata; Actinopteri; Cypriniformes; Cyprinidae
Gene: f8a
Product: coagulation factor VIII associated
Exons: 12
Coding region: 46-999 (317 amino acids)
Biological process (GO): vesicle cytoskeletal trafficking
Cellular component (GO): early endosome
Molecular function (GO): protein binding
Source: RefSeq, a predicted model, not a curated record
UCGUAUCUGAAUUUCCUGUCUGUUGCUCCUCUUGAAGUGUCAACAAUGGCAGCCGAGGGAGAUUUUCUGACGCGCUACCGGGCGGUGUCAAAUAAACUGAAAAAACGUUUUCUGCGGAAGCCUAAUGUCGCUGAAGCAAGUGAACAGUUCGGUCAGCUGGCCAAGGAGCUCAAACAGCAGGAGUGUCCUCAGUAUGCUGCCUUCUGUAAUCUCGCCAUGGCCCGCUGUGAGCAGACCCUGUUCAAUGCUCCAGGAGAAGCCCUGGCAUUGACUGAUGCAGCCAGACUCUUUCUGGCCUCAGAACAGGAAACCAGAGCGCUGAGGGUUCCUGGUUUCGAUGAGAAUAUGCAGGCAGCCAUGAACUGCUAUAGUUUUGCGAUUAAGGUCUAUAUUGAGAUGAAUCAGCCUGUUAUGGCGGCCAGUCUCUCACUGGAGCUUGGCAAUGCUCUGAAGGAGAUGAACAGACCCGGGGAGGCGAUAGUUCAUUUCCAGAGAGCCGCAGAACUGCAGAUUCAGACUCCAAUUGAGGCCCUGCUGUCACUGUGGGAAAUGGCCUCCUGCAAAAUACUGUCCCGUGAUCAUGAGGGCGCUCUUGCUGUUCUCUCUGAGAUGCAGCACAUGUGUCAGGAAAGAGGACUACAGCUACCCGGGACAAACACCCCUGUCGGAGCAUAUAUGGAUAUCAUAGCAAAGUGCGAAAUCUCCAGGGUAUUACUUCUUAUGUUGCUUGAGCCUCCCCCUCAAAAGCUGUUACCCGAGCAUGCUCAAACACUAGAGCGAUAUGCCUGGGAAUCCUUCGACUCACACAGUCAGGUAAACUUCCUUCCAGAAAAUGUGUUCCUCCUCCUACAGUCGGUUGUGAUGGCCUGUCAGGAAAAGGAUACAGAAUCUCUCAAGGCUCUCCAGACAGAACUAUGGCCUCUCCUUUCGGCAGAACAGAAUCAUCUUCUCCACUUAGUGGUUCAGGAACGAAUUACACCCUCCGGUCAGGGCAUAUGAUUUGGUGCCAUACACCCCCACAAAACAGUUCUUAUUGGAACAUUCCUAAGCCAGUGCCUUGUGCAUUUUGCAUGAGGAAUGUAGAAGGUCACUGAACCUAACAGUCGUACAUACUCAUAUGAAAAUGUCUCAAAUAACAGGUUUCUUUGCUUUUGUGAUAUGAAUGUACAUUUCAUUCCCCAUUUUCAUAUAAUGGUAAGAUAUUGUGUGAAAAAGGUAAAUGAUUAUGUUGAAGCUUCUUUAAAUUUGUAAAAUAUUGAUGUUGUAAAUAAUAAAAUAACAAAAGAGAUUCUUAUC